ACUCAACUGCUGGUCACCAAGCUGCAUGCCCUCCUCGCCAGUGGCGUCGAUGUCUCCCUGCAUUGGGUCCCAUCUCAUGUGGGUAUUCAGGGAAAUGAGCAAGCAGACGCACUGGCGAAGGAGGCAUGCCCAGCGCUUCAAGCACAACGAGCUGCCUUGCUCGCCGCACUCCGUCGCCAGGGUAUUCCCGUGGCUACACAGAGGGACCUCCUCUUCCCUGCAAAGCACCACACCCAGGUUUUCAAGGCGGUUCUUCGCUUCCUUGAGGACACUGGACUGGCCAACCGGCUAUAGUA
This is a messenger RNA of Rhipicephalus sanguineus (brown dog tick), 296 nucleotides long. RefSeq lists its product as uncharacterized. Lineage: Eukaryota; Metazoa; Arthropoda; Arachnida; Ixodida; Ixodidae. The transcript is spliced from 2 exons. The record is from RefSeq and is a predicted model, not a curated record. The annotation marks the transcript as partial. Gene Ontology annotation, molecular function: nucleic acid binding; RNA-DNA hybrid ribonuclease activity.